Microthlaspi erraticum is the source of this 1170-nucleotide messenger RNA. The record is from the annotation of a GenBank genome assembly. NCBI's taxonomy places the organism in Eukaryota, Viridiplantae, Streptophyta, Magnoliopsida, Brassicales, Brassicaceae.
AUGGCGAAUUCGAGAACUAUUUUGAUCUUGUGCGGUGACUACAUGGAAGACUAUGAGGUUAUGGUCCCGUUCCAGGCUUUGCAAGCUUUCGGAGUCUCUGUCCAUACCGUCUGCCCCGGGAAAAAGGCCGGUGACUCUUGCCCCACCGCCGUUCACGAUUUCUGCGGCCACCAGACCUAUUCGGAGUCGCGAGGCCACAAUUUCACUCUUAAUGCAACAUUUGAUGAAGUUGACUUCACCAAGUACGACGGAUUGGUUAUCCCAGGAGGACGAGCUCCUGAAUACCUGGCGUUGAAUGCAUCCGUCGUUGAGUUGGUUAAAAAGUUCUCGAGCUCAGGGAAGCCCAUAGCUUCUAUCUGCCACGGACAGUUGAUAUUGGCAGCUGCAGACGCAGUCAAAGGUCGAAGCUGCACAGCUUACGCAACUCUUGGACCUGCCCUUAUCGCUGCAGGGGCCAAGUGGGUGGAGCCAGUAACGCCUGGUAUUUGUGUCACUGAUGGCAGUUUGAUUACUGCAGCUACGUAUGAGGGCCAUCCUGACUUUAUCCAGCUUUUCUUGAUGGCUCUGGGCGGCAUAACAAGUGGAGGAGAUAAAAGAAUCUUGUUUCUUUGUGGGGAUUACAUGGAAGACUAUGAAGUCAAAGUCCCAUUUCAGUCGCUUCGAGCUUUGGGGUGUGAAGUUGAUGCGGUUUGUCCAGGGAAGAAGGCUGGUGAUCGAUGCCCAACUGCGAUCCAUGACUUUGAGGGUGACCAGACUUACAGUGAGAAACCAGGCCACACUUUUGGUUUGACUGCUGACUUUGACGGCAUUGAUUCUUCCAGCUAUGAUGCUCUGGUCAUUCCUGGAGGCAGAGCUCCAGAGUAUCUGGCGUUGAACAAACGUGUCCUUGAAAUUGCCAAAGAGUUUAUGGAUUCCGGGAAGCCAGUUGCGUCGAUAUGCCACGGACAGCAGAUCUUAGCUGCUGCCGGUCUCCUCAAGGGAAGGAAAUGCACUGCUUAUCCAGCGGUGAAACUGAACGUGGUGCUUGGAGGAGGAACUUGGCUUGAACCGGAUCCAAUCCACCGAUGCUUCACCGACGGGAAUCUGGUGACUGGAGCAGCAUGGCCGGGACACCCAGAGUUUGUGUCACAGCUUAUGGCUUUGUUGGGCAUUCAUGUUUUUUUUAUGUAG